Messenger RNA from Oryzias latipes (Japanese medaka), 1477 nucleotides. RefSeq names its product macrophage mannose receptor 1-like. Lineage: Eukaryota; Metazoa; Chordata; Actinopteri; Beloniformes; Adrianichthyidae. The record is from RefSeq and is a predicted model, not a curated record.
UCUCUUCACAUGUCAGAUGUAUGACUAUUACUUUGUUAAUAUGAACCUGAGUUGGACUGAAGCUCAGCAGCACUGCAAGACACAUUACACUGAUCUGGCUACAGUGACCAACAGGAAAGACUUGGACAAACUCAGAAACAUGCAGAGAAGCUCCAUGGCAGCUUGGAUCGGUCUGUACUAUGAAGCAGGAACCAAUGAGACCUUCCACUGGUCUCUGCCUGGAGUGGAGUUCAACAAAACAAAUGUAAACUGGAAUACUAAUGAACCAAAUGGUGGUAAAAAAGAGACCUGUGUGGCUCUCUGUGAACACUUUAAGUGGGUUGAUAUCGAUUGUACCACAAACCAUUAUUUCCUCUGCUUUAACAUUACAGGGGAAAACUCUCCAAACAAAAUGUUUUUCUUAAGAAAAGAGACAAACUGGUUUGAGGCUCAGGAAUACUGCAGAACUACAUACACAGAUUUAGUAGGAGAAGCACAGCUACAGGAGAUAAAGGAGAAUUCUCAUGGAAACAGUCCCUGUCAACAAGUAUUGGUAGAUUCUGUUGAUGGACAAAACAAUUGCUUGCCUUCAAUUCUGAAUGAUUGCAAUGAUGGCCACAUAUUUAUCGGGCUGUACAGAGCCACCUGGAUCUGGUCGGAUGGCAGCAGCUUUUUUUUCAGACUGUGGGAUAAGGAAUUUUACCGUGGCAGUAAAAAAGACUACAGCUGUUCUAUUCUGACUGAGAAUGGCAGUUGGAGCAUUGAUGACUGUGGGAAAAAACAGCCCUUUAUCUGUUACCAAGAUCAUGUGAUCCUGAUCAAAGAGAACAGAACCUGGGAGGAGGCCUUAUACUACUGCAGACAUCACCACCAUGACCUGGUCACCAUCACUAACAUGGAUGAACAGAGAUGGGUCCAGGAGAAAACCAAGAAUGCCUCCUCUCCCUUUGUGUGGACUGGACUGCGCUACACCUGCACUCUGGGGUUCUGGUUCUGGGUCAGUGAUGAGGUGGUCCACUACAAGAACUGGGCCUCACCUGAACAGAUGAAUGAGUGUGACAUGUCAGGAGCCAUGCAAACGGUAGGAGAACACAAGUGGUUCAAGAAACAUGAUGAGGAGAAGUUCAACUUUUUCUGUUCAAAGUGAAAAUUUGUUCAAUGAUCACAUAAUUCCUAUAUUAUCUGGUUUUAUUUUUCAUAAAAGAAGACAAUGUUUAUAUUAUGUUUAUGACCUUAGUCUUUUAUCUGCUGGUGUUAUUUUCAUAAGAAGUUAUCUGUUCAAAGUGAAAAUCAACUCAAUGAUUAUAGGCUUUUUCUUUAAUUGUUUUUACUGAGUUUUUUUUUUUUUGGUUUAAUGAGAUGCUCUGAAAUGUUUAAAAUAAAGGCUUAAAGAUCCACAAACAUCUUUGCAGUUUUUCACUUUUUCAUUUUUAAAAUGUGUGCUAGGGUGAAUCAGACUGUGACUGUAAAGCGCUUUGGGCCUCAACCCACCAGACAC